Messenger RNA from Gasterosteus aculeatus aculeatus (three-spined stickleback), 2693 nucleotides. The record is from RefSeq and is a predicted model, not a curated record. Lineage: Eukaryota; Metazoa; Chordata; Actinopteri; Perciformes; Gasterosteidae.
AUGAACUCGCUCCCGGGAAGAGCCGCGCUGUCUCUGUGCAGGAGCACGGCGGCCGGCGGGAUGAGGGUCUUCGCCGGCUCCCCGGGUCGCCCCGCCGGUGCCGUGCCGGUGGACGGGGCCUCUCUCCGGGCUGUGCGGGUCUGCCACUCCGGGACGAGCCGCCAGGGCAGCACGACUACCAAGAAGCGGGGCUACGACAUCACCAGGAACCCGCACCUCAAUAAGGGAAUGGCGUUCACCCUGGAGGAGCGCUUACAGCUGGGCAUCCACGGCCUGCUGCCCCCUUGCUUCCUCUCCCAGGAUGUGCAAGUACUGCGUGUCAUGAAGAGCUACGAAACGCGUGCCGAUCCUUUGGACAAGUACAUCCUGCUAAUGACGCUGCAGGACAGGAACGAGAAGUUGUUCUACCGUUUGCUGACCUCUGACAUCGAGGAGUUCAUGCCCAUCGUGUACACUCCCACGGUGGGCCUGGCCUGCCAACAGUACGGACACGCCUUCAGGAGACCCCGGGGACUCUUCAUCACCAUCCACGAUAGAGGCCACAUCGCUACCAUGCUCAACUCCUGGCCCGAGGCAGACAUAAAGGCCGUCGUGGUGACGGACGGGGAGCGUAUCCUCGGUCUGGGGGACCUGGGAACCUACGGCAUGGGCAUUCCCGUCGGGAAGCUGGCGCUCUACACGGCCUGCGGCGGCGUUCAGCCCCAGCAGUGUCUCCCCGUGCUGCUGGACGUCGGCACCGAUAACCAGGCGCUGCUGGACGACCCCUUGUACAUCGGACUGAAGCACAAGAGAAUCCGAGGGAAGGAGUACGACGAGUUGAUUGACGAGUUCAUGCAGGCAGUGACAGACAAGUACGGGAUGAGCUGCCUGAUUCAGUUUGAGGAUUUCGCCAACAGCAACGCCUUUCGCAUCCUCAACAAAUACAGGAAUCGAUACUGCACCUUCAACGAUGACAUCCAGGGCACGGCCUCGGUAGCCGUUGCCGGGAUGUUGGCUGCUCUGAAGAUCACCAAGAAUACACUCUUGGACCACACCGUCGUGUUCCAAGGGGCGGGCGAGGCUGCUCUGGGAAUCGCUCACCUGCUCAUGAUGGCCAUGGCCAAAGAGGGAAUAAGUAGAGAAGAAGCUGCCAAGAGAAUCUGGAUGGUGGACUCAAAGGGUCUCAUUGUGAAGGGACGAGGUAAUCUCAACCACGAGAAGCAGGAGUUUGCUCAUGAUCACCCGCACAUAAAGACUCUGGAGGAAGUGGUGGCCACCGUCAAACCCACCGCCAUCAUAGGAGUGGCAGCUGUCGCAGGAGCGUUCACUGAGAAGAUCAUCAAAGACAUGGCGUCCUUCAAUGAGAGGCCGAUCAUCUUCGCCCUGAGUAAUCCCACCAGCAAGGCGGAGUGCACCGCAGAGCAGUGCUACCAGCUCACGGAGGGCCGGGGCAUCUUUGCCAGUGGAAGUCCGUUUGACAAAGUGACAAUGGCUGACGGACGCACCUUUGUCCCCGGCCAGGGAAACAAUGCCUACGUCUUCCCCGGAGUUGCUUUGGGUGUCAUUGCUUGUGGAGUACGCCACAUAUCUGAUGACAUCUUCCUCACCACAGCAGAGGCGAUAGCUGGUAUGGUAACAGAGGAGAACUUGGCAGAGGGAAGACUCUAUCCUCCUCUCAACUCCAUAAGGGAGGUGUCCUUCAAGAUCGCAGUGAAGAUCGUCAACUAUGCGUACAAAAACAACAUGGCGUCACUGUACCCCGAGCCGAAAGACAAGGAGGCCUUUGUGCUGUCUCACAUCUACAGUCCGGACUACGACUCCUUCGCUCUGGACACAUACAGCUGGCCACAGGAAGCCAUGAAUGUCCAGGACGUGUGAUCCUGUCUCUCACUCCCCAAACUCUGUGUGCUGAUGUGGUGUCACGUACGAUCUCUUUGCCAAUGAUCCUCGCCUCUUCGCUUUCUCUUUGUUUCUGUCUUUCAUUUAUAAACGUCAGUGACUCCGUAGUGAGUUGUAUACCUGUCUUUUCAGAAAAUGAGCUUCUUGUUUUAUCAGUUCUGCGUACCCGAUUGAAGGUGUUGACUAAGUAAAAUAUGUUAUGGUCACACUCAUGGCCAGCAUAUGAAAUAUCUUAAGCGUGACCUAAUAUGAUUUAAGCAACAUGAACGACACUCCUUACGUUAGAUUGUCCAGCUAAGAUGUUGUUGUAUCCUUUUUUUCCCAGAGACAAAUCAACAAAAAUAUAUAGUGAUCAAUAACGCACAAUGCUUCCUCUUGUCUAAACACAACUGAACAGAGGACUCAUUAUAAAGCUUUAAAAACCAGAUGAAAAUGAACAGAAACUUCCAGGAUUCACUGCUACACUCCUUCCAUCUGCCCCGUUUAGACUUAAAAACACUCCGUCUACGUCUCUGCCGCCCUGUGAGAACCAGUCAUUCUUAACGGGAGGGACUUCUCUUAAUGUGUUCAGAUGAGGCAUUUUGGGGGAUAUGGAGUCACCAUCAGGAUGUUUUUGUAUUAUCAUUUUUUUUUCUUUUAGUUUUGUACAGAGAUCUCCUGUUGUGGUGUUUUAGCCAAAGUUGCAGAUGAACUAUCUUCUAUUUGACUCCUAGAGAACAUGAUACUCUUGCAAGCCUUAGUAUUGGCAGAUAUGCGCAAAUGUUUUUCAAGGGAACAGGAAACUUUUAAAAUAAAAUUGUAAGCAAAACAUUAAA